AUGGCGGCGCUACUUCCCAAGGCGACCGCGGCAAGCUGGAGGCCACCAGCUCCGCGCGCCGCCACGCGACUAUGCCUGGUCAACCCGCUGCGACGCGACCCGAGGAGGAUGAAGACGGAUGGACGAAGGUACUACAGAAGAAGCGUGCAGCUCCGGCGAAUCCAACUCGCCCAGCGACCUGCAUUCAUGGAAGCCCUGAGAGGUAAAUGCAUCCGAUGCCCUGCUGUUGGCCACCGUGCAGCAGAAUGUAGAGAGCCGGUCCGCUGCAUCAGUUGCAGGAGGUUCGGCCAUAAAAGCCAGGGACUGCAACCAAGCUCCGCAUCGCUCUGCUCGGCGCCCGCCUGCUCCCGCUGCUCCGCCCCCACCGGACCCCAGCGAGUUCCCACCCCUACCGUGCCGCACCAUGCCAGCCCCUGGGCACCCCGCGACCCGCCCAGAGGUCACCAGCGCAGUGGUGGCUGCGACCGACGCGAUGGAAGAAGAAGCUGUGCGCCUAUCUUCCUGCGCCGUGGUGCUCGGUCAAUGCGGAGGCCACGGCGAUGUGAAAACAGAGGAGGUUGCGAAGGCGCUCCGGACCUGCUUCGGAGUCCAGCGGGGAGACGUCAGGGUGUCACGACACCGGCCGGAAAAUCUUCCUCUCCAUCUUCAAGUACCCGCACCACCGUGACACCGCGGUGGGCAACCUUGAAUUCUGCAUUUGGCCCUGGCGCAUUGUCCCCUACGAUGACAAUGAACGCCGCGGCCGCCGUGAUGGAAAGAGCGAGCGCUGGGGAGCAAGCCUGCUCCGAAGCCUCUCUCGUGCCCCCGAGCGGACGAGUGAGAGAGAACGCUCUGAGUCAAGGCAUGGCCAACCGCGCCCGACGGACGCCGCAGGUACACCCAGCGCACAGCAGUCCACGGCACCAGCGACGUCGGCCCGCAAGCUGCCCCGGCAGACAGUCCCCACCCCCAGCGGCCCCAACUCACCACGUCGACGCGUCAGCCAGUGGGGUGCGGAUCGGCCAGGUGCUCCUCGUCGACACGGCGACACCAGAGAUGGAGCCCCAUGGGGAGAUGACGUCCCCACCUACCCAGCCGUGCGAUCAGCUGCUCCAUUCGACACGGCAGGAAGGUGUCAACCCCAUCUCGUCGCCUGUUUCAGAGCCCAAUGGAACCCUGCCACAGGGCGCGAGGGAAGGGGGCCUGCAAGCGAUCCCUGCGAAGGUGGACGCAGGGGCUACAGCGUUUGCUCCCACGGCAACGCCACCUGCAUCGCCGGAAACAAAGCUACAGAAUGUUGAUGCGGCCGUCGUCAAGCGGACAGUGGGUGCCAAAUUCACAGACAACUUCAUUGUGCUACCUGCAGCCCAAACUAGAGGUGGCGUCCUUCUAGCGGCGAAUGAGGAUUACUCCCAGCUAUCAGACGUCCAUCUAUCUACACACGCCGUGACAGCAACCUGCACCAUGAAGGCUGAUGGGAUCAAAUGGCAGAUUAUUGUGGUAUAUGGACCACAAGGUGAUGCUGAAAAACUGCAAUUCCUCCAAGAGCUCAAAUCAAUUCCCAGGCCAGCUCAUGGAAGGUGGCUGAUCCUUGGGGAUUUCAACUUGAUCUACCAGGUGGAAGAUAAAAACAAUGUGAAUCUAAACCGUCGUCUAAUGGGUGCCUUCAAAGCAGUAAUCGACGAAUUGAACCUAAAAGAAAUAGACCACACCCCGCUUCUCCUGCAAGGGGACAUAGAGCACUACCAAAAUUCAACCUUCCAAUUCGAGAAUUUUUGGGUGAAUAUGGAUGGGUUCAAGGAGAUGGUUCAACAGGUUUGGAGCAAACCGGUCCACUCUACCUUACCUCUCAAGCGGCUGAACACAAAAUUGGCAAGGCUAGCAAAAGGCAUCAGGAGGUGGCGCAGAGAGAAGGUUGGGGACACGCGGCUGCAGUUGGCCAUUGUUAAAGAGGUCCUGUUACAAUUGGUAGCGGCACAGGAGAACAGGCUGCUCACGAACCAAGAAAACGAACUGCGCCGACGCUUAAAAGCAAGGAGCACCGAACUUGCAGCCAUAGAAAAAUCCAGGAUCCGGCAGCGGUCGAGAUUGGCAUACAUCCGCAGCGGGGAUGCAAACACAAAAUAUUUCCACAUCAGGGCCAGCACAAGAUUAAGGAAAAACUACAUCCACUCUCUACACACGGAUGGGGGCGUGGCAGUAGUGCACAAUGACAAGGAAAAAGUGAUCACUACAUCUACACAAGUACAGGAGUUCGUUGACCUAUGGGUCAGAUUACUAAAUGUGCGGCUGCAGGAUGAUGUGCAAGACUCAAUCACUUGGAAGUGGACGCCUGAUGGUAUUUACUCCACUCGCUCGGCAUAUAAAAUACAAUUACGUGGCUCACAUUGA
This is a messenger RNA of Miscanthus lutarioriparius, 2370 nucleotides long. The record is from the annotation of a GenBank genome assembly. NCBI's taxonomy places the organism in Eukaryota, Viridiplantae, Streptophyta, Magnoliopsida, Poales, Poaceae.